Messenger RNA from Staurois parvus, 297 nucleotides. NCBI's taxonomy places the organism in Eukaryota, Metazoa, Chordata, Amphibia, Anura, Ranidae. The record is from the annotation of a GenBank genome assembly.
CUGACUGGUGGCACUGACUGGCAGCACUGCUGGGCUGCACUGGUGGGCGGCACUGGUGGGCGGCACUGGUGGGUGGGCACAGGUGGGUGGCACUGGUGGGCACAGGUGGGUGGGCACAGGUGGGCACUGCUGGGCGGAACUUGCGGGUGUCACUGCUGGGCACCGAUCAUCAGGGCACUGAUCAUCAGUGCCCUGAUGAUCGGUGCCGAUCCCCGCUCUGACAACUGCCGGUUCUCGGCAGUACUUUCCUCACGAUCUGACAGCGUGAGGAAAGUGCAGCCGAGAACCGGCACUUGC